Molecule: messenger RNA, 1139 nt
Organism: Aspergillus novofumigatus IBT 16806
Lineage: Eukaryota; Fungi; Ascomycota; Eurotiomycetes; Eurotiales; Aspergillaceae
Exons: 3
Coding region: 153-1016 (287 amino acids)
Biological process (GO): protein localization to kinetochore; attachment of mitotic spindle microtubules to kinetochore; kinetochore assembly
Cellular component (GO): kinetochore
Source: RefSeq, a predicted model, not a curated record
GUACCAGCCAACGCGCAGUCAAGUGUAUCCGUUCUGAAGAUACCUAGCAUUCUCAGGCAAAGAAGUCUUUGAUAUUCCAACUCAGGGCUUCAACAUAGGAUUCACGCAUAUUGCUGCCAAACGUAUCUCAUUGAGAAGGGACCGCCUGAAGAAUGACCGACCAGAGCCCCGCUGAAACACUCGAACAGCUCCGACAAUUGGAGCAAGAGAAUGGCGACCUGAGGACUCGUCUCGCCAUCAUACGCAUAAGCGAACCUAUCUCUUCUUCAGAUGCCGAAACAUCCAGUUCAUCACCGUCCAAGCGUACCUCUGACAUUUCAGCCAUCGAUAACCCCACACCUGCUUCUCUGGAAGCAGAUUUGACGCACUACAAGGAACUCUUUUCGAAAUUGCGCUUUUCCUAUGUUGAGCAAGUAACAAAAGAAAAGUUCCUGCGAGCAAUCGUGGGCGAUCCUCCCCUGGUCGUCGGACACAAUGAAAACGUAGAGUUGGAAGCGCAGUUAGCAGAGGUGAAAGCUGAGCUCAAGUCGCGCAAGGAAGAAGUCAGGAUCAUGAUUGAAGAUAUGGAGAAGAUGGGUCGGCAUCUGGCGAGUCGAUACAAAAAAGUGCAACUACAGAUGACACAACUUUCAACACUCCCAGAAUCGAUAGAGAACCUUGAAUCCACGAUUGCCGGACUGCGUGCGAAACAGGUCGCCACGAUGGGCACGUCAUCUUCCCAGAACCUUCCACUGCCAGCGACGCUGUCUCUCUUGGCCGAGCGCGAGGCGGAACUCGCAGCAUUAAAUCGGCAACUUGCGGCAGUACAGAAUGCUCUACCACGCAAGACAAGAGAAGCCGAAGCAAUUGAAAGAGAAUUGAGUGUACUAGAGAGACGCAGGAGCGAAGCAACCGCACAAGCACGGGAGGCACAGAGAAUGAAACAGGAAGGCAAGAGCGACGGCCUCGAAGAGUUGGGCAGGUGGUACAGGAGCGCAGAGGAAACACUGAAAAGUUUAGUGGGUGUUGAGGGAUGAGACAGAAGGCCGGAUGAUUGAUGACUGGAUUUGUAUUAUGGAGGCGUCGCGAUUCCAUAAUUCGAGUGUAUAUAGGCGAAAGCGGUGGUAUUCUAAAUUUACAGCACAAUGGUACAAGUUGGG